Messenger RNA from Macroventuria anomochaeta, 1199 nucleotides. RefSeq lists its product as uncharacterized. Gene Ontology annotation, molecular function: RNA binding. Lineage: Eukaryota; Fungi; Ascomycota; Dothideomycetes; Pleosporales; Didymellaceae. The record is from RefSeq and is a predicted model, not a curated record. Bases 164 to 1180 code for a protein of 338 amino acids. The transcript has a single exon.
CAGCCCCGUUCCCUCUUUCCAUACGAACACCCCACCAACGCAAACAUUCCUUUCUCACUACAAAUACCUCUACUGACCUCCUCUAACACCACAUCAACAAACACAAAAACUCCUUCACACACCUUUCAAAUACACAAAUACACAAACACACACUCCAUCCACAAUGGCUUCCACUGUCCACGUUGAGAACAUCAGCACGAAGACGUCUGAGGACGAGAUCAAGUCCUUCUUCAGCUUCUGUGGAAAGAUCCAGGACAUCUCCGUCAAGUCGACUGGUAAUGACACGCAGUCUGCAUCCGUCACUUUUGAGAAGGCAGCUGCCGCUAAGACCGCACUCCUCCUUGACAGCACACAGCUAGGCCCCAACUCGGUCCACGUCAAGUCCGCACAGUCUGGCGGCGAGUCUACCACCGACAAGUCAGCCGUCGACGACUCCCAUGAGGCUGAUCACAUCUCGCAAGAGCAGAAGCCUCGCGCUCGUAUUGUUGCCGAGUACCUUGCUCACGGCUACGCCAUCUCCGACAAGGCCAUCGAGAGCGCCCUUGCUGCCGACAAGCAGCACGGCUACAGCAACAAGUUCCUUCAGACUCUCCAGAACCUCGACUCCAAGACACAGGCUUCGCAGAAGGCGCAGGUCGUCGACCAGAAGCUUGGUCUCUCCAAUAAGGCACUGGGUGCAUGGGCUGGCCUGACCAGUUACUUCGACAAGGCUCAGGGCACACCUACCGGCCAGAAGCUGAGGGCCUUCUACGACCAGGGCAACAAGACUGUCAUGGAUGUCCACAACGAGGCCCGCCACCUGGCCGACCUCAAGAAGGGUCAGAGCGGCAGCGGCAGCAAGCCCACCAAGGAGGAGGCUGAUGUUCACGGUGUUGGCGACGACAAGACACAGUGCAACUGCGGUUCCCAAGCUGGCAAGUGCCCAUGCCCUGAGGGCCAGUGUGCAUGCUCCGGAUGCGCAAAGGCUGAGGAUGGCGGCAAGCCCAGCGUAGAGGAGGCCAACGUCCACGAGGUCGGUAACGGCAAGACUCAGUGCAACUGUGGCUCCGUGUCUGGCAAGUGCCCCUGCCCCGAGGGCAAGUGCGCUUGCUCAGGUUGCGCGAAGGACACCACUAAGAACGAGAAGGGUGGUCACGCCGGCGACGCCAGCUACGCUGCUGUUGCCGACCCCAAGCAGUAGAUUCAUAUCGGGCUUUGAG